AUGGCGGCGGCGGGGAGAUGUGGACAUUGGGCAGCAAUGGCAGGGACCACCGGCGGUAGCGGAGAUGGGAAACGCAGCUGCACGGCAGCAGAGAUGGUAGACGUGGCUAAGAGGAGGCUGGUGGUGGCGCAGACAGAAGGGAGGAGUCUGGCCGCGACAAAGAUGGAAGGAAGAGUCGCGCGAACGGGAUCACUAAAUGAUAUCAAUGUACUUCGAAGGUCUCCCCUUUUUCAGCGACUAACUUCAGGAACUUCACCUCUAAUUGAGUACACUGUGAAUAGCAAUAAGUACACCAUGGGUUAUUAUUUGGCAGAUGGGAUCUAUCCUUCUUGGCCUACAUUUGUGAAGAGCUACAGAAGUCCACAAGGUAACAAGAAGUCUCACUCCACACAAGCUCAAGAAGCGGCCAGGAAGGACGUUGAGAGAGCAUUUGGUGUUUUGCAGUUACGCUUUGCCAUGAUUAGGGGUCCUGCAAGAUUUUGGGGCAAGGAUAUGCUAUGGUACAUAUUGACAGCAUAUGUGAUCAUGCAUAAUAUGAUAACCGAGAAUGAGAGAGAUGACGCCGAUGUUGGGGAAUAUGACUAUGAUCAAGAUGGGGGUGAGGAGUUGAGGCAGGAGGAAUACCAACGCCGCAAUCCAAAUGUGAUGUCCGAGUUUCUCAGGAUACACAAGGAGAUUGAAGAUAAAGAGGGGCAUGAGAAACUCCGAAACGAUCUUGUGGAGCAUUUGUGGGCACGACAUGGCGCAAGUUAA
Miscanthus lutarioriparius is the source of this 753-nucleotide messenger RNA. NCBI's taxonomy places the organism in Eukaryota, Viridiplantae, Streptophyta, Magnoliopsida, Poales, Poaceae. The record is from the annotation of a GenBank genome assembly.